Messenger RNA from Triplophysa rosa, 3467 nucleotides. RefSeq names its product cytokine receptor family member b1 (gene crfb1). Gene Ontology annotation, molecular function: protein binding. The record is from RefSeq and is a predicted model, not a curated record. The transcript has 9 exons. Bases 167 to 1792 code for a protein of 541 amino acids. Lineage: Eukaryota; Metazoa; Chordata; Actinopteri; Cypriniformes; Nemacheilidae.
CGUUGGGAAAGUACAGUCAGGAAGUUCCUUUAGUGUGUUUCAAACUAUAGGCCUACGUGUAUUUUUCUUAAAUACUGCGAUUUGUCUCACAAAUGGAGGGAUGAGGACUGUUACGGAUUUACAGUGCACCUUUGUUGCUCAUCAUGAAUUAUGAUUCUCUGUCAAUAUGAAGACAGUGUUGGGGCUUCGUUUGCUCAUGUUUCUUUACUUUCCAGUGCUCGAUGCAAUCCCUGCUCCAGUUAAAUUUACAAUAUUGUCUCACAACUUUAAACACAUUUUACAAUGGAGCCCUGGAAUAAAUUCUACAACACGGACUGUUUUCAAUCUAAAGCAAAGGUGCAGUUCUGGAAAGCCAAUAAUUCACCUUAACAUCAGAAAUACGACAGUAGAUGUUUCUCAAUCAUUAGAGGACAUCUACACACAAUGUACAUUCUCUAUUUGGGCAUCACUUGACAACAUGACAUCAUCCAAAGUUGAGAAAAGUAUUACACCAUAUGAAGACACUGUUAUAGGUCCACCUACUGUAUUUCUGUCUGGUUGUGGAGACUGUUUGAAAAUCAAUGUGUCACUGCCCAGAGGAUCUGGAAAAAAGAAUGACCUUGACCGGUUUUAUAAUUCUGUGGACUUCAAUUUAAGCUGGAAGAAAGCAGGAGAGGAGAAUGCCAACCAGGUUAUUAUACCAGGUGGAGAGUAUGUUCUACAGAAUCUAAAGCCUCGUGAUAAGUACUGCAUUAGAGUACUUCCCAUGAUCAAUUCCAAUCGCAACACUCGGCUCUCUGACUGGCAGUGUGAAUACACUAGUAUAGAAGUGUCAGAAAAAGUGUUAUACUUAGUGGGUUGGUCAGUGGGAGCUGUUUUGUUUGGAUUGGGUGUGGUGGUGCUGGCAAGCACCCUGUUCUAUACUGGGUUCCUAUGUAGGAAGACUCUUCUGCCUAAAGCAAUGUGUAAUAUAGUACACGUGUACCACUUGAACCCUGAACGGACAGUGACUGAGAAUGUAUUUCUGAGUGAUGCUCAACUGAUCAGAUCUAAAAAUGAUCCCACCAGAAACAGUCCUUUAUUAUAUAUUGAUGAAGGGUCACAUAAAAAGCAACACGAAGAUGAAGACAGCUUUGACCAGGCAGACACAGAGGAUGAUGAAGAAUAUGACAAAGAAGAUGAGGAAGGCAACUGCACCUACAUGGGUUGCAUAAUUAAACAAAGUGAUUCGCAAAGUACUAGUAAUAAAGAGGAUGGCAUAGUUUCAUCUUUGCCCCUCCUUUAUAGCUCCAGUAUCUGUAGCACAGGGGAUAAACCAGCCCUGCAUCUCAGUGUAACUGCACUAUCCCCAGACAUUCACAGCGAUGAAGAUGAGAAUAAGGUGGAAGUGGUGUCAGAGGAGUCCGGGGAAAAAAAACAACUUCCUAAAUUGAGAUUUGAGCCAGAGGGAAAUGCAGAUGUUUCAAAUGCUACAGGGAAUGUCAACUUAUUCUCUGUCACUUUACGACCUUUUGGAUCAGAAGAAUACGAAAAAGAUGUGGAUGAGGAAGAGGUUUGUAAACCUCUGCUAAGAAAAGUUCAAAAAGAACUUUACGGGAUCCAACCGUAUGUACAGACAGAAAUGAAAACAGAUGAUUCGAUAACAAAGGGACGUCAAAAGCAUCUGCUUGUGUGCUCAUAUGAUCCGGACAUACAGACUAAUCAGGACACAAAGUCGGGCUAUACAGCGACCGCCACAGGAGUUAUGCUCGAACAAGAUAGUUGCUCAUCUGAUGAGACUGAUUAUUGUGAGACAGGCUAUAUAAUGCGAUAAAGACUUUAAAUGUUUAUUUUAAGAAAAAAUAUGCUCAGACGUUAAGUUAAUGUAACCUGACUUUCUGUCAAAUAUUUUUAAGGAGAAGCACGUUGUUGGCACGGUGACGGGUUUACAUUUCAAAAUAUUUUUUAUUGCUUUUUCAUCAAGGCACAUGCCCUUAAAGGAGUAGUAAAAUAACUUUUCAAAAAACUUUAAAAUAAGCCCCCAUUGACUUUCCAUAGUAGGAAUGAAAUAGCUUAAUAUUACUUAUUGACAGUCAAACCAUGCAGAUCACAUUUACAUUCAAGGUUUUCAGCAAUUGUUUUUGGUUGUUUUUUUUACCUUCAUAUACACUCACUCAAUAACUGCAUCACUGCCUACAGGAACUUCUCUAUUCAGCCAGCUCAUACAGAACGCUGCUGCCAGGACUCUGACCAGAACCAAAAAAAUCUGAGCAUAUCACCCCAAUCCUCAGAUCCUUACACUGGUUACCAGUCACUUGUAGAAUCAAUUUCAAAGUAUUAUUAAUGGUCUAUAAAUCACUCAAUGGUCUAGGUCCUAAAUACAUAUCAGAUACGCUUAUUGAAUAUAAAGCACAGACUCUUCAGAUCAUUAGGAUCAAGUCAGUUAGCGAUAACAAGGGUUCACUCAAAACAAGGCGAGUCAGCGUUUAGCCAUUACGCCACCCGUAGCUGGAAUCUGCUUCCAGAAAACAUCUGAUGUGCUCCAACAGUAGCCACUUUUAAAUCCAGACUAAAAACAUUUGUUCAGCCGUGCGUUUACAACCUGAGCACUGUGCUGCUUCACACUAACUGCACUUUUAUUUCUAUCUUUUUCUUUUAAUUUGAUUCUUUUUAUGAUCAAAUUUUGUUUGCAUUUAAUUGUUGUUUUAAAUUCUGUUCUUUUGUGUAUUUGUGAUUUUAAUCUUUUACUUACUUAAAAAUGUCUUAUGCACCAUGCUUACGUAAAGCACUUUGAAUUACUUUGUGUACAAAAUGUGUGCAAUAUAAAUAAACAUGCCUUGCCUUGCCUUUGCCUAAUACCUCCUAAAAGAGUCAACAAAAUGAUGCGUCACAGGGAUCCAUUAACAUGAGGUGUUGUGGAGCUAACAUUUAUUCAAGUAUUCUACUGAACAGCUGCAAAAAAGUACUUCAGUGUCGCAUUUGGUAACGGUGGGGGUUGGCAACCAAACUGGGAUGAUUGUGGAGGGCCAAACCAAAUAGGCUUAACUUAACUUAAUUCUGCUCAAAAUUAAUUGUAUUGUUUUUUUUAAGCAAAGAUUAUAUGAUUUUGAUUAGCAGCUGGUAAGAAUACAUGUUACCCUUAUGAACAUUCACCAUGGUUUACCUAUAGUAAUCUGUUUUUGUAUUGAUAGUAGUAAAACCAUAGACCUUGUACACCAACUCUACCUACACGUGACGUUCUGAGUCCACAUUUGAAGCAGUAAACUAAGGGUGUGUUUACAUAUGGCAUGUUUGGUUAGAUUAAAACAAACUCUAGUGCGACGGCUCUGUUAGUGCCAUUUAUUUGUGUGAGUGUGAAUGCUGCCAUCCAAACACUGGUGCGCACCAAACAGAGUUUGUUUGAAAGCAGGUUCGGUCCCCUUUCAAACAAACUCUGGCGCGAUUCGAUUGAGGGUGCGUGUAGUUCGGUUCUCUUGGACCGGACCAAAAAAAAAAGAAAUUCCGUCCUG